GAGAGAGUCAAGACAGGUUUUUCUUCUUUUAAAAGGGAAUUUAAACAUGUAAAUCUGCGAGUGGUGACAGGGAGGUGAACAAGAAAUCGUGCAGUACUAACUGGAGCCAACCCCCUCCCUCCACAGAGAAGUACGAUUCACCGUUUGGACUCGCAUUCAGUUGGGAUUUUUAUGUAAGACUUUUCUCUUUUGGAUAGUGGCAGGCGCAGCGCGCCUCUCAGCCGAAGGACUUGAGCGCUGUCGGGAGCGCGCACCAGUCUGUGAGAGCACGAUUGAAGAGAUUUUGAAGUGGAUAUUGUCAGUUCUUCAGUUAUUCAAAGCCAUCUCAACUAGGGUACCUCAUUUUUCCAGUAUUGUUUGCUGUUACUAGCCAUGGGAACAGCUGGAAGCUGCAAUGUAUGAUGCCACCGCUACAACAGUAUAAAGCUGUUAUGACUUGAAACAGUCACUCAGGCCUCUCACGGACGUGUUACAAGUGCUGAUGGGAACUGCUGCUCCAAUAUGAAUGUGCAUGAUGUUGGAGGGAGACGACGCUUUGAGGACUCGGAAUUUACCCUGCGAAUCUAUCCAGGGAGCAUUGCAGAAGGGACGAUCUACUGCCCAGUCUCGGCACGUAAGAUUACCACGGCUGCAGAGGUCAUAGACUUUCUCAUCAAUAAGCUCCAGUUGGACAAAACAAAAUGUUAUGUUCUUGCAGAGGUCAAGGAAUUUGGUGGGGAGGAGUGGAUCCUCAAUCCUACAGACUGUCCAGUGCAACGUAUGAUGCUCUGGCCCCGAAUGGCAUUAGAAAACCGUUUUAGCAGUGAUGAUUAUCGCUUUUUGUUGCGAGAGAAGAACCUAGAUGGCUCUAUCCACUAUGGAAAUCUGCAGAUGUGGCUGCGGGUCACAGAGGAACGCCGGCGGAUGGUGGAGAGGGGUUUUCUGCCUCAGCCUCAGCAGAAAGAUUAUGAUGAUCUCUGUAAUUUGCCCGACCUCAAUGAAAAGACCCUUUUGGACAAUUUAAGGAGCCGAUUUAAGCAGGAAAAAAUCUACACCUAUGUGGGCAGCAUUCUGAUAGUAAUUAACCCCUUUAAAUUCUUGCCAAUCUAUAACCCAAAAUAUGUCAAGAUGUAUGACAACCAUCAUCUGGGGAAGCUGGAGCCACACAUAUAUGCUGUAGCUGAUGUAGCAUACCACGCCAUGCUUCAGCGACGGAAAAACCAGUGCAUUGUCAUAUCGGGGGAAAGCGGAUCUGGAAAGACUCAGAGUACAAAUUUUCUUAUCCACCAUCUCACAGCUUUAAGCCAGAAAGGAUUUGCCAGUGGUGUAGAGCAGAUCAUUCUUGGUGCAGGACCUGUCUUGGAGGCUUUUGGAAAUGCCAAGACAGCUCAUAACAACAACUCCAGCAGGUUUGGCAAGUUCAUCCAAGUGAAUUACCAGGAGACAGGCACAGUGAGGGGGGCAUAUGUGGAGAAGUAUUUGUUGGAGAAGUCAAGACUCGUCUACCAGGAACACAAUGAACGGAACUAUCAUGUAUUCUAUUACCUGUUGGCAGGAGCAACUGAAGAGGAGAGAGCAGAAUUCCACCUUAAAAAACCCGAGGAGUACCAUUAUUUGAAUCAGAUGACAAAGAAACCCCUCAGACUGCACUGGGAAAAUUACUAUGAAAAUGAGCUGGACUGUUUUACUGUAGAGGGAGAGGAUCUAAAGCAUGACUUUGAACGCCUACAGUUGGCUAUGGAGAUGGUUGGAUUCCUGCCUCAGACUCGCAAACAGAUUUUCUCCCUCCUCUCUGCGAUUCUGCAUCUAGGGAACAUUCGUUACAAGAAGAAAACCUACCGUGACGACUCAAUUGACAUCUGCAAUCCUGAGGUGCUCCCUGUUGUCUCUGAGCUUCUGGAGGUGAAGGAAGAAAUGUUGUUUGAAGCCCUCACGACCAGAAAGACUGUGACAGUGGGUGAGAAGCUCAUUGUACCAUAUAAGCUUGCAGAGGCUGGGACUGUGCGAGAUUCUAUGGCCAAAUCACUUUACAGUGCACUGUUCGACUGGAUUGUGUUCCGAAUCAACCAUGCAUUAUUCAACACGAAGGAUCUGGAGGAGACCACAAAGAUCCUUUCUAUUGGAGUCCUUGAUAUUUUUGGAUUUGAAGACUAUGAAAAUAACAGCUUUGAACAGUUCUGUAUAAACUUUGCCAAUGAGCGACUUCAGCAUUAUUUUAACCAGCACAUUUUCAAAAUUGAGCAGGAGGAAUACCGCUUGGAAGGCAUCAGUUGGCACAACAUAGACUACAUCGAUAAUAGUGGCUGCAUUAACCUCAUCAGUAAGAAACCCACUGCUUUGUUCCACCUGUUGGAUGAAGAGUGCAAUUUCCCACAGGCUACAAACCAAACUCUUUUGGAUAAAUUCAAAAGACAGCAUGAAGGGAACAGUUAUAUUGAAUUCCCAGCUGUGAUGGAGCCUGCAUUUAUCAUCAGACAUUAUGCUGGCAAGGUGAAAUAUGGAGUGAAGGAUUUUCGGGAGAAGAACACAGACCAUAUGCGGCCUGAUAUUGUUGCCUUGCUGAAAAGUAGCAAGAACUCCUUCAUUUGUGGUCUGAUUGGAAUAGACCCCGUAGCUACUUUUCGCUGGGCUGUUCUCCGUUCUUAUUUUCGAGCUGUAGUGGCCUUCAGAGAGGCUGGCAAGAGAUAUGUUGAUAAGAAAACUGGGCAUGAUGAUGCAGUACCGUGUCCCAUUUUGAAAAAUGUGGAUAGUUUUAGCUUUCUGCAUCACCCAGUUCAUCAGAGAAGCUUAGAGAUCCUGCAGAGGUGCAAGGAGGAGAAGUACAGCAUUACGCGAAAAAGUCCCAGGACGCCUCUGUCAAAUUUGCAGGGAGUUAACACCAUGAACGAAAAGUCUCAGAGGGAUAGUUUUAAUAUGAACUGGAAUGGACGGAUGGGGAGACAAAAUAGGGUUUCUGUUACUGGAUCUUUUCUAGAAGAAGAGGGGAUUUUUGUCAAUUCAGCCAGCAGCAAGCUUCUUGAAAGGGCCCAUGGAAUUCUAAUGAGGAAUAAAACAUAUAAGCCGAAGCCCACCCUCCCUAAGCACUUGCUGGAUGUGAAAUCUCUGAAGUAUCUGACAAGUCUGACCCUCCAGGACCGCAUCACAAAAUCUCUCCUUCAUUUGCACAAGAAAAAGAAACCUCCCAGUAUAAGUGCUCAGUUUCAGGCCUCCCUCAACAAGCUAAUGGAAACGCUUGAACAAGCUGAGCCCUACUUUGUGAAAUGUAUCCGAUCAAAUUCAGAAAAGCUUCCCUUACGCUUUAAUGAUGGCUUGGUGUUGAGGCAGCUGAGGUACACUGGCAUGCUGGAGACUGUGAGAAUUCGGCAGUCAGGGUACAGCAUCAAGUAUACUUUCCAAGAAUUUGUUGACCACUUCCAUGUCCUGCUAUCCAAGGGUACCCAUUCAUCACGCCAGAGCAUCCUGGAAUUCCUGCGCAAUGUGGACCUCAACCCUGAUGGAUUCCAAGUUGGCAUUACAAUGGUGUUUAUGAAGGAAGUCGAAAGGCAGAAGCUACAGGACCUCCUGCACCAGGAAGUGCUCAGAAGAAUUGUAGUUUUGCAGCGAUGGUUCAGGACCCAGCUGGAAAGAAAACACUUUCUCAUUAUGAAGAAUGCUGCCAUAUGUAUUCAGCGGUGGUGGCGGAACUGCACGGUAAAGGAUACCACCCCUGAACCCGAGAUUGAUAUAGAGACUCUCCAUGGGGCAGCUAUAUGUAUUCAGGCAUUAUGGAGGGGUUACAAGGAGAGGAAAAAGAUUCAGCACAUGUGGGAGGCUUCAUGUGUUAUCCAAAAAUUCUGGCGCCGAUACUGCUACCAUAGGGAAGAGGCUGCUGUGUGCAUCCAGGCUGCUUGGCGUGGCUGGAAAGCCAGAACAACCUACAGACAUCUGAGGUUCUGUAUUGUAUUGCUGCAGGCAUAUUGCAGAGGACACCUGGCACGCUUAAGGUUAAUUGAAUUGAAAAACCAGAAGCAGCAACAAAUACAACUAAAGAUUAAGGAAGCAAAUUCAUUGACUGCACAGGACCUUUACAAGGGCGACAUUCCAUCAGCUUUUGGAUGUACACCUAAAGAUAUAAAUGCCAGGGUUAAGGAACCAGAAACUGUUAUUGAGAGGAGAAAUGAGAAUAUGGACUAUUAUCAAAGUGAAUAUGCAGACUCUACCACUGCAGACAGAACUACAGAUAAUCAGUAUGAUUGGCUUGGUAUUCAAGGAGGUGGGGCAAUAGAAAGACCAAAGUCCUUUGAUGAUAUGGACCAGAAGAAGGUUGUAAGGGCCAAAAGAGAGAGUCGGCGUAUGCGGGAAUUGGAGCAAGCCAAAUUUAGCCUGGAAUUACUAAAGGUCAGGUCUACAGGUGGGAUCUCUCCAUCAGAGGAAAUAAGGUGGUCUACAGAACUGGUUUCUGAAAAUUUACUGUCACCCCAAGGUACUCCAGAUAGUGAGAGCUCACGGGGUAGUUUUGAAUUGCUAGGAGCUGAUGAGUUUCAGAAAGUUAAAUCCACUUCUCCAGAGUUGGAGGAGUCCGAUUGCCAUCAUAAAUUUAUUGAACAGCAAGACCUUUCAUCUGGCAGCACAGAAUCGCCUCACGUACACCCAGCUGAAUCUGAAAUGAUGAGUUCAACUGGUCCUUCCUCCAGCCCUCAAGGAAAAUCUCAAGGGUUACUCUUAAAGUCAAAAACAGAAAACAAUCUUCCUCCAUUUUAUAUUCCAUUUCGUGAAGGUGUAUCUGCCAAUAAGGAAAGUAAUGAUUCCUCUAAGACAAGUUUUGAACGAGAUAGCGGGCCCAAAGGACAGAAGGUGCCCAUUCAUAAACCAGUUGUGGUUGUUAUUAGCAUGCAGAAGGAAGUGCCACUGGGUGAGGAAACCCAGGUACAGAAGCCUCAAGUAAAGCACAGUGAGGUUCAAACUGAAAUUUCAACAACAUUAGCAGUGGAUUCAGUCAAUAAAAAUGCUGAUGACCGAGUCAAUGCCGCCAUCAUUGAGAAACUGGAGAAGAUGAAUGUAGGCAAGGCAGAGCGGCAAAAACAGCAACAGCAGCAAAAUGAAAAAGAAAUGAUGGAGCAAAUUCGACAGCAGAAAGAGAUUUUAGAGAAGCAGCGAAAGUUCUUUGAGCAACAUGAAAGAGACAUGUUUGAGAAGCAGAGAGGAGAAGCCCUGCAAAAGAUUGAACAAAAUAGACAGUUGUCCUCAAAUGCAAGUAGUCACAAAGAAAGACCUCAGUCUCUGCUUCUUUCUCAAGAACACUGGGGGCCAUCUGCCCCUUCAGAACUGUCACCUUCAGAUGUAGAGAUAAAAAUUAUCUCAGUGGAAGAUGGUCAAACUAAAGAGAAAAAGGUGCUCCCUCCCUCAGCAAAAGAACGGCCUUUAAGUAUGUUUUUAGAGAAGAGAGAUGGGCCGUGGAGGCUGCCACAGGAGGGCUGGAAUCCCAAGGUGACUUUGGAGGCUCCUGAUGGUGGGCCGAGAAGUGAACGUCUAAGGCAGCCCAAAGUCUUGGGUCAGAGUUUAGACGGCUCCUCGGCUGACAGACCAACAACAAUAUUCUUCACUCCAAAAGACAACAAGCCCACAUUCACCAAAGUUGAGAAGGAAUCAGCCAACCAAGAGAGGUCCUCUGCCAUUCAGAAAGAAGAGCCAUUUUUUAAUGCAAAGCAUGCAAAGAUGCCUUUGGAGGUUGGGAGACCAGCCCAAAAAAAGAAAGCCCGCAUGGCGCGGACACGCUCUGAUUUCCUGAGCCGAGGUACAAACCCUGCAGGGGAUGGGGAGUUGGAGGAUGAUGAGUACGAUGACAACCCCAUCACAUCCCCUCUAUCCCCCUGCCUGCCCCACCCUGAAAUGGAGCCUGUGGUUAGUGACGGGCAGGCUUGUCACAGUGACUCUGAAAUGUCAACAUCAUUGGCUGAAGACACAAAGAAAAUGCACAAGGCAUUGUCCUCUGGGGAUCUUGUGAAGAUGGACAGUAUAAGAAAGAAUGCCCACACUGACAGCAGAAUGAAAGCAAAGAUGCGCUUCUGGGGAAAACCAAAGCAAGGCAAUAAGAAGCUACUCCGAGACAAAGUGAUCACUCAACCCGACAAGCAAGAAUUCUUGGAAGAUCAUGAUGAGACAGAUGGUCUCAUGAUAUAUGAUGUAGGUCAGGAGGUAAAUCAGCACCGUGUGACACCACCUCAUAGUCCCAACCUUGGAGCAGAAAGAGGAAAGGAGUUCAAGGAAAAUAAAGAACCCUCACCUAAAGUGAGGAGGCGAAAAAGUGUGAAGAUCAGUAACGUGACUAUUGACACCACCCAAUGGCAGAAUGACUGUCUGCAGAUUUUAACAAGUGCAAGUGACUACAAGUCCAUGAAUGAGUUUCUGCAAAAGAAGAUUGAUGGCCUCGACACUGAGGAUGGAAAAAAAGAUACCCUGGUGGACGUUGUCUUUAAAAAAGCACUGAGAGAAUUUCGGCACAAUAUCUUCAACUCCUAUUCAACAGCACUUGCGAUGGAUGAUGGAAAAACAGUCAGAUACAAGGAUCUAUAUGCUCUUUUUGAACAUAUAUUGGAAAAGACAAUGCGGCAGGAGCAGAGGGACUGGAGUGAGUCACCGGUGAGGGUCUGGGUGAACACAUUUAAGGUGUUUCUGGAUGAGUUCAUGACAGAAUAUAAAACUUUGGACAGCACUGCUGGAAAGGUGCAGAAACUGGAACGCAAAAAACGAAGAAAAAAAGAUGCUGAUAUUGUGGAAGAGCACAAUGGACAUAUAUUUAAGGCUACUCAAUAUAGCAUCCCUACUUACUGUGAAUACUGUUCAUCACUCAUAUGGAUGAUGGAUAAAGCUUGUGUAUGCAAAUUAUGUCGCUAUGCAUGUCACAGGAAAUGUUGCUUGAAAACAACAACAAAAUGCAGUAAGAAGUAUGACACAGAGCUGUCCUCCAGACAGUUUGGAGUUGAUGUCUCCCGACUGACAAAUGAUGAGAGGACAGUGCCAUUGGUAGUGGAGAAGCUCAUUAAUUACAUUGAGAUGCAUGGAUUGUAUACUGAGGGCAUUUACAGAAAAUCUGGAUCCACCAAUAAAAUAAAAGAACUUAAGCAAGGACUUGAUUCAGAUAUCUAUAGCACAAACCUAGAUGACUACAAUAUCCAUGUUAUUGCCAGCGUAUUUAAGCAGUGGCUACGAGAUUUGCCAAAUCCACUAAUGACAUUUGAACUUUAUGAAGAAUUUGUUAGAGCAAUGGGGCUUCAGGAUAAGAAGGAGGUUGUUCGAGGUGUGUAUUCUGUGAUUGAUCAGCUAUCCCGAACUCAUUUAAACACACUUGAGAGGCUUAUUUUCCAUCUUGUAAGAAUUGCAUUUCAAGAAGAAACCAACAGGAUGUCUGCAAAUGCUCUUGCAAUUGUCUUUGCUCCUUGCAUUCUCCGCUGCCCAGACACCAUUGAUCCACUGCAAAGUGUUCAAGACAUUGGAAAAACAACAGCGUGUGUUGAGCUGAUCAUUGGAGAACAGAUGAACAAAUACAAAGCCAGACUGAAGGACAUCAACAGCUUAGAGUUUGCAGAGAACAAGGCCAAGAGCAGACUCUCUUUGAUCCGAAGAUCAAUGAAACCAGUACUAAUCGCAGUUAGAUUUAUGAGCAUAACCCGCAAUGUGAUCCCGCCAAACUCCAGUAGAAAGGGCAAAGGGCGAUUACGACGUAGUAGUUAUCACACCCCAUCAUCUCCUGUGGGAACACGGCUGCCAUCUGUGUCAGAUGUGCCAGAGGAGAGCGCAAGUGAGGACGGGGCAAUGGAGGUGGAGCUGUCUGAGCAGCAGCAGAAGGCCAUGCAACAAGAGGAGCAGGUCCUGACCGAGCAGAUAGAGAACUUGCAGAAGGAAAAGGAAGAGCUGACAUAUGAAAUGCUGUCUUUGGAACCUCGGGCCUCAGAUGAUGAAACUUUAGAGUCUGAAGCGUCAAUUGGAACAGCUGACAGCUCUGAGAAUCUGAACAUGGAUUCGGAGGGCACGAUAUCGGAUUUUUCAGACCGAAAUGCAGCGUUGGUCACAUGCAGACAGAAUAAGAAGGAAUCUUCCGGAAAGGCGCGAAGGACACUGCGGAAACAACAAGAAUCUUUUGACUCGGUGGAUUCGGCCUCCACUGUGUCCUCGAUGUCCAGCACUGGCGCCUAUCAGGGAAGGGGUCACGCACCACGAUUCCGUUCCCACCCAGCGUUUCAGCCAAAUGAGUCUACAGAUUCGAGACUGAACCAGGAUGCUGGAGAGCAGCCGCAGUUUACCAGCCGGGGGACUUUCAACCCAGAAAAGGGCAAAUUAAAACUGAAGACAAUGAAAAGCUCCCCGCAAAAGACCAAGGAGCCCUCAGAUGAGGGCGGAAAAGGUGCGGGUAGAAAGAAGAACACAGAUUCAGACUUGCCUUCAUCACAGCAGCUUGUUGUCUAUGGGAAGAAUGAAUUUAUGGUAUGAAGCCAUGAUAGUGUUUUUUUUUUUUUUUCCUUUUUUGGUCUUUUUUCGUUUUUAUAAACUGUUGAUGUACUCCUAAUUACAUUGUGUGUGGCGUUUACCUCUUUCCCUCAGUGACAGCAGGAAUCGUUCAUUCAUCUUUGGUCUACAGUGCCAUUGAUUGUUAGCCAAGAGUCUGAAUGUUGAGAUGCACCAAGACGACUUGGGAAAAGACUUUUGUUUUUGGGGCCUUACUUUUUUUCCCCUUUCCCUCUGUGUGUGACUCUCUUCUGUAUUUUUUAAGCCUAUAAUGUGGAAGAUAUUGAAGGAAUUCCAUUUUUUUUAGCACCUGUCAGGAAAUGACCACCUGGCCGGUGCUUUUGCCUAUAUGUCCAAUAUCUCUGUUGCACCUCGGUAUUAAAAUGAAUCACGCCUUGGCUGUCCAGAUCUGUGAUGGGAUGGAAAGAGACAUUGUUACUUUUUGAUGCAGGACUGUGGAGCAGAGGCUUAGAUGAUUCCCAAAAUAUGAGCCUGCCACAGUGCAAAGUCAAUUAACUUAAUAUAAAUUAUUUGCUGCAAUGUGGUUUACAUUUAGAACAAUCACACAGCAUGUUAUAUAGAGUUUUUGUUUUGUUCUAUUUUUUUCCAUUGAUAAAAUUUUAAUUAAUGUUCAAUAUGUAUACAUAUAUAAAUAUAUAUAUAUAAAUAUAAAUAUAGAAAAAAAUGUAUAGAAGCAAAACAGUGAUGGCUGCUGGCCAGAUAAAGCCAAAUAUUUAUGUCUGUUGUUAUCUCUGAGCAGUUUAUGAAUGGUGCGUACAGUGGGGAGGAUUCUUGUUACACCACUUUAUGUUCAAUAUGAAUGCUGCUCUUUGCUUUCUCAUGGACUGGCAUUAAAACAAAGGGAUAAAAUUA
Molecule: messenger RNA, 9333 nt
Organism: Polypterus senegalus (gray bichir)
Lineage: Eukaryota; Metazoa; Chordata; Cladistia; Polypteriformes; Polypteridae
Gene: myo9aa
Product: myosin IXAa
Exons: 47
Coding region: 502-8445 (2647 amino acids)
Biological process (GO): intracellular signal transduction; positive regulation of GTPase activity
Cellular component (GO): myosin complex
Molecular function (GO): ATP binding; GTPase activator activity; protein binding
Source: RefSeq, a predicted model, not a curated record